Molecule: messenger RNA, 399 nt
Organism: Phytophthora infestans T30-4
Lineage: Eukaryota; Oomycota; Peronosporomycetes; Peronosporales; Peronosporaceae
Product: RXLR effector family protein, putative
Exons: 1
Coding region: 1-399 (132 amino acids)
Source: RefSeq, a predicted model, not a curated record
AUGCUUAAGGCUGACGAGGCCCUUGGGAGUGCUUUCAAGACGCUAAAACUUAGUACAAUGCGGAUUGGCAAGGAUGAUACCAAGAUGGUGGCAAAAUUUCUGUCAAGCCGCAAUUUCAAGAUUUGGUUCCAGCACGCCGUCAAGAUCAACAAAGAUGAUCCCUAUGGCGAGAUGCUUAAAGCACUCACAAAUGUCUUUGGUGAGAAAAAUGUGGCGAUGAUGAUCCUAGCCGGGAACCUGUCCAGAAACUCGCGCGACGUCGCAAAGAAGUUAGAAAAGGCCCAGUUCUACAAGUGGUACUUCGUCGAUAAGUACAAGACAGCAGAUGAGGUUUUCACGAACGUGCUGAAAGCUGAUCGAAAUAGAAUUCAUGGGUAUGGUCGGGAGAAAGAAAUUUAA